AAAAAUAAUAUGAUGUUUUUGCCAUUAGACAAAGAGUGUACUACAGGCUAGAGUUGUUCCACUUUUUACGAAAAUGCGUCAAAUGUUACUCAUUUAAGAGUUAUUAUUUACGAGCGUGGCCGUGCAUGCAAUCUGUCAAAUGAAUAUUGUGGAAUUGUGUGUGGAUACAUUUUUUGUUAUACAAUUCAUCUUAUCAGAAGUCCUAAUUAUUAGUGCAAUAUGCGUUUCACGCCUAUACUGCUCCGACAGCACAUUGGAUUUCACUUCAAAAAACACUGGAUAAUCCAGGGAAAACGAGUUCCCGUAGAAACCGGUGCGCAAGCCGAACUAGAGGCACGCGGAAUUCCCGUGAUCGAUGCUAAUGAGCUUUUAAAGGAACCGCUUGACACCACUCAGUACAAUUUGCUCGGUCAAUUACCACCAGAGCAAAAGUUGGACCAAAGUCAUCCACUGUAUAAAGAAGAACCUUGCUAUUUAUACGGUGAUAGGAAUGUCCUGUUGGAGGGCGUUCGACAAGCACAGGUUUUGCUUAACACUGUCGUUUAUGAUGAGUUACCACUGAGGGUGGAAGAACGCUUGGAAAAGACAAAAAUACCAGCCCAGCUUGACCGCUCGAUGCAGAGCUCGGUGAUGGCAGCUCUCGUGUUCGAUACUGAACAGGUGAAAACUGCAACCGUGAAAAUUCCCGAGCGACCGGCAUUUAAGUUACCUCGAAACUAUGGUAUAUCGAACGAAAGGAGAAAUCGUCUCCUGCUAUCCAAACUGGUUACGCACUGCGAAAGAUUUCUUGGUAAUUCCGUUAGUUCCACGAAGAGAAUAGUUGCUAAUACACGCUUCGUGGUUCCCAUUACGAAGGACCUUGAUCGAAUCGAACUCAAUCUAAAGGCGGACACAUUUCUUAUCUCGGCCGCUCCCAUCAAACCGCUUGAUAAUUCAGUGUACCGGCCACAGGAUCUCCCAAUACCGGAUCUUUUUCCCGUGAAGGAAACAGUCACGAUUCCAACGACAAACUUUUACGAGUGGCAAAAUGAGUAUCCCAUUAACCGAGACUACCGAUUUUCCCAUCCACACACGGUUCUGCUGCAUUGCAGCCCGGAGGAUGUUUCAAAUGUAUUCGAGACUACCGUGACGGAGGAUCAGCAGGAUGGGCGAGCCAUGUUGAAGGCUUUCUCAGUAGCAGCUGCUCGGGCUAGACAACUGUAUGGGGACAACGUGAAGGCACUUCCGCAUCCAAUCACCGUUCAGGCGGUUCAAACCGAUAGCCGGUGGUUCCACUUUAGUAUAUUUCAGCUGAAUACGCUAGAGUUGACCUCGACUGCGUCAGAAAAUCGCAACCUGUGGUUCCGCAAACCUCGGAUGGAUCUUUACUCGGAGUGCGGCUACCUGGUAGGCAAACCGACACUUCACGGGUACAACAAGGAGGUGUUGAAACAUAUGGCCGUAUUUUACGAUUCGGUAUGAAAACACGCACUUAAAUGAACCAAUAGAAGAAGGUAAUGAUGAAAA
This is a messenger RNA of Wyeomyia smithii (pitcher-plant mosquito), 1506 nucleotides long. RefSeq names its product 39S ribosomal protein L37, mitochondrial (gene mRpL37). The transcript is spliced from 3 exons. Gene Ontology annotation, cellular component: mitochondrion; ribosome. NCBI's taxonomy places the organism in Eukaryota, Metazoa, Arthropoda, Insecta, Diptera, Culicidae. Gene Ontology annotation, molecular function: structural constituent of ribosome. Bases 220 to 1461 code for a protein of 413 amino acids. Gene Ontology annotation, biological process: translation. The record is from RefSeq and is a predicted model, not a curated record.